UUCGGAUUUUACAUUUUCUACCAGAGUGGAGAAAAAAAACAGAGAAGAGGAAACAAAGCAAGCAAAAAAGAGUUGCCAUGGAAGCUCUUAUUGCUUCCACUUCCUUCUUCGUCCCCAUCUCCAACUCUUCCUCCUCACACAUUAUCAAUAACAGAUUCUUCCCUUCAUUUUAUUCUCCCAACUUAAAUUUCGGGACUUUUCGGAAAACUUCCUUGUCAUCAUCACACCUCGUCUUCUCAUCUUCUGCAAUUUCCGCACCGCCUUCUUCUACUGUUCUUACUCGAAACAGCUAUUGGAUGGUGUUAUUGGAUAAACCUCCGCAUUGGGUUUCUUCCAAAUCAGCCAUGGUAGAUUAUUAUGUCGAGAUUCUUGCGAAAGUACUGGGAAACGAAAAAGAUGCGCAAGUGAGUAUAUAUGAUGCUUCCUUUGAUACCCAUUUCGGGUUUUGUUGUCAUAUCGACGAAGAUGCUUCACGACAGCUCGCUAGUUUACCUGGAGUAGUGUCUAUUAGACCUGAACAGGAUUACAGUUCAGAGAAGAAGAAUUAUGGCAUUGGUAGCCAUAAAGGUGUUUCAUUGUUUGAUCAUGGGACAGUAAAACAUUGGAUGGUACGAAUAGAUAAGCCAGGAGUUGGGAUUGUUACUAAAGCACAGAUGGUUGAUCAUUGUGUUCAAUUGCUAUCCAAGGUUUUGUGGAAUGAGAAGGAUGCACAGAUGUGUCUUUAUCAUGUUUCCUGGCAGUCUGAUUUCGGAUUUUGUUGUGAUCUCGAUGAAAGAAGUGCUGUGGAGUUAGCUGGCGUACCUGGUGUUCUUGCUGUUGUUCCUGAUAACAGUUUCGAGUCACUAAACAAAGACUAUGAAGGCGAUAGUACGCAAGAUUCAAGAGAUCAAGAUGAUUCAGAGUCUCCUCCCGUAAAGACAAAGAAGCUGUUUAUAACUGGACUGUCUUUCUACACAUCUGAGAAGACAUUACGUGCAGCAUUUGAAGGGUUUGGUGAACUAGUGGAAGUCAAAAUAAUUAUGGACAAAAUAUCGAAGAGAUCAAAGGGCUAUGCCUUUCUAGAGUACACGACAGAGGAAGCCGCAGGCACUGCACUAAAAGAGAUGAAUGGAAAGAUUAUCAACGGGUGGAUGAUAGUAGUAGAUGUAGCCAAGACCAAACCGUUCAGGCAAAACAGAAGUCAACCAAGUUUCGGGCUCUAGAAUCUGAGUGUUAGGGUGAUACAACCAUGGGGAUUUAAGAUGCUUCAGGCGAAGAAAGAUAAGGCAAGUAGUAUCAUUUUUCAUACUAGAUCAAAUAUAAAUUUCACACUAUGUGACAGCUCUGCAAAAAAAAUUCACAUGUACAUAUCUAUAUUUGAGUUUACAAGAUUUCGGCCGAAUGAAAGGCCUACUGAUACAAGUAUUAUAUAGUUGUCACCUUGGGGCUUGGGCGAUUAACACGCUUAACGAGUAAAUAAACUACUACUAUUUAUUUUUUCAGUGACUGUCAUAUAUUACUUCAGAUCUACUUAUUAUAUCACGUUUUUUAAGAGAAAACGUAUUAUAUAAAGGUGAUAAACAAAGUAUGGAGUCUUUAUAAAAGAUUACUGCCUCUUCUUCACUAUGAGCAACAAUGGCAGCAAUGAUCACCGUUGACUUUCAAAACAGCUUCGCAUUCAUCCUCUUUUGUCUCUUCUCUCUCCUUUGUUACUCUCUCUUCUUCAGGAAAGCAAAGGGCUCACGAGCUGGUCGUGAUCUUCCUCCGAGCCCUCCUUCUUUUCCGGUAAUUGGUCAUCUUCACCUUCUUCUCUCUGUUUUAGUUCACAAGUCUUUUCAAAAAAUCUCCUCCAAGUAUGGACCUCUUCUCCUUCUCCGCAUCUUCCACGUUCCCAUAGUCCUCACCUCCUCGGCCUCAGUGGCUUACGAGAUCUUCAGGGCCCAAGAUGUGAACGUCUCC
Messenger RNA from Arabidopsis thaliana (thale cress), 1938 nucleotides. Its product is annotated as RNA-binding (RRM/RBD/RNP motifs) family protein. NCBI's taxonomy places the organism in Eukaryota, Viridiplantae, Streptophyta, Magnoliopsida, Brassicales, Brassicaceae. The record is from RefSeq and is marked reviewed. The transcript has 9 exons. Gene Ontology annotation, cellular component: chloroplast. Gene Ontology annotation, molecular function: nucleic acid binding; RNA binding. Gene Ontology annotation, biological process: chloroplast mRNA modification; cytidine to uridine editing. The coding region runs from base 78 to 1202 and encodes 374 amino acids.